Drosophila obscura is the source of this 1558-nucleotide messenger RNA. Its product is annotated as tenascin. The coding region runs from base 63 to 1421 and encodes 452 amino acids. NCBI's taxonomy places the organism in Eukaryota, Metazoa, Arthropoda, Insecta, Diptera, Drosophilidae. The transcript is spliced from 3 exons. The record is from RefSeq and is a predicted model, not a curated record.
GCAGCCGGAACAGUCGGCAAUCGCGACUUGAACGCUUCGGUAACUCAGCCAACAAAGCUGAAAUGUCGCAGCUUUUGCGUACGUUGGGUAUCCAAUCGGUGCUGCUGGUCCUGUUCCUCUGUCUGCUGCAGGCCAUGGAGCUGCAGCUGCAUGAGCAGCAACUGCAACAGCAACAGGACGAUCAGGCGCGCCUCAGGGAACAGCAACUGCGGCAGCAGCAGCAGCGCGAGCAGCAGGCACAGCAGCGACGCCACUCCUCGACGACCACCAGUCGAAAGCCCUUCAUCAUUCCCAAUGGCCUGUCGCUUCCCCGACGAGGAGAACAUCCGGACAAGUGCUUUCGGGAAGUUCCGGCUGUCUUCUUUCAGUACGACAAGGAGGUGAAGAUCGUGGGCAACAGCACCACCAACCGUCACUUCAACGUCAUCGAAGUGUGCUGCAAGGGCUGGCGGCGGUACGAGUACGAUUGGAGCAGGUGCGUCCCCGACUGCGACGAUCGCUGCCAGGAGAACGGCUUCUGUCUGGCCGGCGGGAUCUGUCAAUGUUUCGACGACUUUGUGCUGAACUACCGCAACAACUGCGUGCCCACCUGCCCACUGGGCUGUCCCCACGGGCGCUGCUUCCUGAACGGGACCUGCCUCUGCGACAGGGGCUACGAGCUGGAUGGCUCGCGACUCUUCUGCCAGCCGCAGUGCAAUCAGACCUGUGGCCACAACGAGGUCUGCCUGGAGCCUGGCAAGUGCUCCUGUGCCGAGGGCUACGUCAGGGGUUUGCGGGAGUCGGCGGCCCUGGGCUGUCAACCCAUCUGCAUUCCCGACUGCGGCUACGGACACUGUGUGGCCCCGAACCAAUGCGAGUGCUUUCCCGGCUACCAUAAGCGGAUCAAUGGUACCUCCUGCGAAAACGGUUUCUACAAGCGGUGCGAGAAUGGCUUCCGUGCGAACGAGACCACUUGUGUGUGCCAGAACGGGUUCCGCUACGACAAUUAUACUGCCAGCUGCCUGCCGGACUGCGGCGACAACUGCGAGAACGGAGUCUGCAUCUCUCCGGGCAACUGUCGCUGCUUCAACGGGUACGUGCGGAACCGGGAGAAGUGCGAGGCCGUCUGCGAUCGGGGCUGUGGCUUCUAUGGCAAGUGCAUUGCUCCGAAUGUCUGUGGGUGUGCCAUAGUGCCCGGACCCGAGACCAGCUAUCAGAAGUGUGCGAUGGGACUGUGCAGCGCCCUGGGCCGCUGUCGCUGUCUGGAGGGGAAGAUGCGGUUCAUUGACAAGUGCAUGUCGCCGGACACGGUCACCACAUAUGCCUCGGUGGAUCCAACGCGCGCGAACAGCUCCCUAAUCCUGGAGUUCGAGCUCCUACUGGGCAGGCACUUCAUCCUGGGCGGAGCCGAGCGGUUCCAUAAUUCGAUGUGGUGGCUGUGAGAGGGAGCGCCCCCACAUGGACUGAUAGCAGUUCAUGUUCUCCUCGAAGUCACUCUCUCUUUGCCGUAAACCCACUCUCUCUCACUUUUCAGCCACAAAGAAAAUUGAAAUAAACAAUGAAAUAUUUCCCAACUAUA